Molecule: messenger RNA, 938 nt
Organism: Andrographis paniculata
Lineage: Eukaryota; Viridiplantae; Streptophyta; Magnoliopsida; Lamiales; Acanthaceae
Product: 60S ribosomal protein L23a-like
Exons: 4
Coding region: 113-577 (154 amino acids)
Biological process (GO): ribosomal large subunit assembly; translation
Cellular component (GO): cytosolic large ribosomal subunit; ribosome
Molecular function (GO): rRNA binding; structural constituent of ribosome
Source: RefSeq, a predicted model, not a curated record
GAAUAUAUGUAAGGCAACGCUAUACGUCGUCCAUCGCCGAAACCCUAGGCUUGAGUGUGAUUGCUGCUUCAGCCAAGAACAUCGUUGGGGUAUCAGGUUGCUUCGGGUACUAAUGGCUCCAGUUGAUCCGGCCAAGAAGAAGAAGGCAGACCCAAAGGCUCAGGCUUUGAAGACUGCCAAAGCAGUUAAAUCAAGUUCAACUGCCUUUCAGAAGGUCAAGAAGAUACGCACAAAAGUUACCUUUCAUCGGCCUAGGACAUUAAAGAAGGAGAGGAACCCCAAGUACCCUCGCAUUAGUGCUCCUCCGCGGAAUAAACUUGACCACUACCAGAUUUUGAAAUACCCUCUCACCACAGAAUCUGCAAUGAAGAAGAUUGAGGACAACAACACACUGGUGUUCAUUGUGGACAUUCGUGCUGAUAAGAAAAAAAUUAAGGAUGCUGUGAAGAAGAUGUAUGACAUUCAGACCAAGAAAGUGAAUACCCUUGUCAGGCCGGAUGGCACUAAAAAGGCAUAUGUUAGGCUGACACCCGACUAUGACGCUUUGGACGUUGCAAACAAAAUCGGGAUCAUCUAAGCUAUAGGAACUUCAGUUUUCUGUUGGGUUUGUGCGCUUUGUGACGGCACGGUGCUGGACACCAUAAUAUUUUUGUGAAUUUGAGUUCUUAAUCAAAGUUUUCUGCAUUGCAGCUGCGCCAAAGAUUACGGUUUUAUAGCAUUAUUUGCUUGACCUCUCCUUACCCUAACUUUAUGAAUGUCUUAAAAAUUUAAUCUAUAAACAAGAUAUGUAUCUCUAAAAUUCUACAAUUGGCUGCUGCAGGUGUGUUUGGUAAUAUGUCUGAAAUAUUGGAUUUAAAUUCACUUGUCAUCCUCAGUUCCCCUUAUUUCCCCAGUGAAGGACUAAAGUUUGCUGAAUUAGAAGUUGAAAUUAUUUCAUA